Messenger RNA from Colletotrichum destructivum, 2114 nucleotides. RefSeq names its product Putative RTA-like protein. Bases 464 to 1513 code for a protein of 349 amino acids. NCBI's taxonomy places the organism in Eukaryota, Fungi, Ascomycota, Sordariomycetes, Glomerellales, Glomerellaceae. Gene Ontology annotation, cellular component: fungal-type vacuole; plasma membrane. The record is from RefSeq and is a predicted model, not a curated record. The transcript is spliced from 2 exons.
AAGAAAACAGACCUGCCAACCUCACCACCACCGACCGCCGUUUCUAAACAUAGACAGCGGGAGCCCGGCCGGGGGCCCGGGGCCCAGGAUCAAGACACGGCCACAACAUCAGCCCCGACUCCCCAUCCGCACUCUUGCCGGGGGAGAGGAGCCACGGAUUGGUUACCUUUUUGCAAAGCAGGCAGAGUUAAACAACCGAGCGACGUAACAAGGCGUUGUUUGUUGUGAAACAUAUAACCAUGGGGCGCCAUCGCUCCCUUUCGAAAAGACGGCGAACGAAGGACUCUGCCGUGUCACAUCACCAAGCUCGCCUCUUGACUUAUGUGAUCUAUCUGUUGAGCAUCGUCCUACUCUGGUGCUCACCCUGAUGUCCGAACCUGACCGCAUCGCACCUUGAACCAUCCAUCUUCCUCUCUCUCCCUCACCGCCACACUCCUCAGUCCGAAGCAGGACCAUCGCCGACAUGGACCCAUCACCACCCUGCACACCGUCGACGUGCGACGUAUCCGAGAGCCCGUACGGCUUCCGCCCCGCGCUAGUCGCCAGCGCCGUCUUCGCGACCGUCCCGGCGGCCUGCCUCGUCGUCAACGGCGCCGUCGCCGCCCGGUCGGCGCGCCGGCACACCGCCACGGCGCCCUUCUGCGUCGUCGCCACCCUUGCCUGCGUGCUCGAGCUGCUCGGCUGGGUCGGCCGCAUGGCUGGCUGGAGCGACCCCUGGGCCGUCUACCCUCUCAUGCAGAGCCGGGCGCUCCUGACCAUCGCCCCGGUCUUCAUCACUUCGAGCAUCUACGUCUGCCUCGCCCCGAUGGUCCGAAUUCUCGGCACGGAGCACUCCCUCGUCAGGCCUGAGCUCUACACCGUCAUCCUGCUCCCGCUGGACGCCCUCGCCCUCCUCCUUCAAGUCGCCGGUCUCGCCGUCGGGUUCCGGAACGUCCCUUAUACCCUCGGCCCGGGCGACUCGUACGCCCCCGACGACGCGGGCGCCAAAAUCGUCCUCGCCGGCCUGGCAGUCCAGCUCGCGACCCUGGUCGCGGCGGGCCUCCUCCUCGCCUCCGUACUCCUCCGCGCCGCCCGCUCUCACCGCCGGCACGGCUACACGACGUUCCACCGCGACGUCGGCUACGUGCCCUUGACGCGCCGCUUCCGCAUCUUCGCCACCGCCGUCCCCUCCGCCAUGGUCGUCCUCUUCGGGCGCAUGUGCUUCCGCGUCGCCGAGCACGCCGAGGGGUUCCGGGGCCCGCUCGCGACGGGCGGCGGCGAGGGCCUCUUCGUCGGGCUGGAGGGGUUCCUCGUAGCGUACGCGCUAACGGUGGUCGUCGGGUGCCACCCGGCGCUGUUCCUGCGGGACGGCAAGAUGGUCUCGCGGAUCGAGGCGGAGCCGUUCGUCGGCAUCGACGGCGUGGGCGGCGCCUUGCGCGGCGCGGAGCACGAGCGGGACCUGGAGGAGCUGAGCAAGGUGUACCAGAGGCACCACGAGGAGGAGGAGCGGCUGUCGAGAUUUGAGCGUGUUUGAAAGACGAUACCCACUAGAUCUGCGUGCGUAAUAUUAUUGUUUCUGAUCGGUCCUCCAUAUCAUGGCUUGCCCGCGAUGGGCGUAUUUGAGUGUAGCCCUUUCCGGGCUUCGCUUGGAGUGCAUUGCCCCUGCUUCAGCACUCUGCGGACUGGUCUGUCUCAAACAGCGUCGUUAAAUGUGACAGAACCAUGAGCCUACCUAUGCUAUCUGGUGAUUCUGACUGUCACAAUAGCCCUUUUGAAUGGGAGAGGCUGGCUCUUUGUUUACACAUUGUAAAAUACCAUCACCAUCUAUUUGACCUUGACGAGCGCCAACCACAGCGACGUAGGGCUACUUGACCAGGUGCUUUUCUUAAGCGUGGUCUGUCAGGCGUCUCUACAAGCACUACUGUUCAAUCUCAUUGUGCAUGGGUAGGGGAGGAGGGGGAUGGGGUUUGGCGUGUUAGUCAAGCCAACGGUAAAACCCAGGCUGCUGCAACUGGUGUUAUCAAGCCACCCCUCAAACACAGACAGGGCUUCCUUUACGGAGUAUAUCCUCCGCUAAGUAAUCUGGAGCAAAAAUGCAUAGGGGAAGUGAAAUAAUUAAAAAAGUAAUUAGUCGA